AUGAGGCUGGUAGAGCAAACAGGUCUUUUCCAGGCGGAAGUUGUAGAAGCUUUAAUGGAGGUGGCGGCUUCAUUCAUAGCAGCCGCUACAACCUUCCCGGAUGGAGGCAGUAAUUUCAAAAGCGAUGGUGGCAGAGGAGGAUUUGGACAAGGAAGUGGCCACGGACGGUUGAACAAAGGCCAAGACCAACGAUCUCCAGAACAUGUAGUUUUAUUAGGAGCGUACCUGUAUCCCUGUGGAGAUGACAUAGUUUUUAAAUGUACUGCAGACAAAAAUAAGGUGCUUUACUUCAGCGCUCCAGUUUAUUUAGAGAGCAAAGAACAGAUUAGUAAAGUGGCUGACAUAUGUGGACAAUUUAGAGAUUUUUUUUCCGUUAAAUUGUCAGAAAAUAUGAAGGCACUUUCCUUUAAAAACCUGCAAUUUCACAUGAACCCAAAUAAACUGCUCCCACUGCAGAGGUUUUUACCUCCAUCUCCAGGUGAGAAGGGACCUCCAAGAGGUGGUGGCAGGAGGAAGAGGUGGAGGAGGCCCAGUGGGCGGAGGGGCGGUUUCAGACGCGCAAGAGGAGGUGGAGAUGGAGGCUUCAGAGGAGGAAGGGGGGUCGUGGUUCUGACGGAAAGGACAUUCAGAGUAACAGUUCAGGAGAAACUUCCUGCAUGAUCUGC
Molecule: messenger RNA, 665 nt
Organism: Lynx canadensis (Canada lynx)
Lineage: Eukaryota; Metazoa; Chordata; Mammalia; Carnivora; Felidae
Product: H/ACA ribonucleoprotein complex subunit 1-like
Biological process (GO): snoRNA guided rRNA pseudouridine synthesis; ribosome biogenesis
Cellular component (GO): box H/ACA snoRNP complex
Molecular function (GO): box H/ACA snoRNA binding
Source: RefSeq, a predicted model, not a curated record